UUCAAAUUGACUGGUCGAUUUGACUCAUUUCAGUUGCUCUCCGACCUUGUCCGACUAUCGUUCGAAUGACAGAUACCGAAGAAAGCAAAACGCCCUAUUUCGAGCGUCGGUUGACUUACUCUGUGGCAAGUGCAGAAUCAACAACAACCCCAAAUGUUCUAAAGGAACAAAACAAUGACAAACAGAAACGAUCAAAAUGGAAAGAUCAGCUGAUGAAGACGGGCAGUAACUACAAGAGAGAGCAACGCCGCGGCGAAGAGUUGGAGAAUGUUGAUGCUUUGUCUGUCUCUACCAGUCAGAAGUCUCGAUCCGUUAAGUCCAUAAGUGUCAAACGAUCUGCUGGUAGCAAGUCAGAAAGGAGGUCAAGACUGAUGCCUGGUGUGGCUCAGUCCAGGCUGAGGCUGACACAUAAACAGCAACGAAAAGAAUCUUCAAGCCAUUCAUUACGCCAUUCAUUACGCCAUUCCUCUCCAGCUUAUCAGACACGGAUGGACAGGCAAGAAAAAGGAUUUACAGAGUGGAUUACUUUUAUGCUGGCAGCACCCAACAUAUUACAAUCAAUAACAACAGAUUUUGGAGAGAUUGAUUUUUCUGAUUUAUCAUCAAAGAAGUCAAUGAUCACAAGGCAUUAUCUGAAGAGCACUAGCCUUUUACGUUUACGGCAAAGUGCCGCUGUCUUAUAUCGAUCAGUGCCUGUUCAAGAAGGUUUAACAAGUGUCAAGAAACAAAUUGAUUUUGGCCACUUACAAGUGAAAAAAGAUGUGCAGCUACAUGCAGAUUUGGGAAUCAGGAACGAAGUUUUACAGCUGCUAAUGUGUUACGACCCUUUGUGGCUACAACUUGGGCUUGAGAUUGUGUUUCGAGAGAUGAUGGUUGUUCCAGACAGAAAUGCAGAUUCUGUGUUGGUUGGGUUCAUAAAUGAUCACUUGUUCUACAACCACGACAUUGCAGCAUUGUACACGAGUCCUUCUAAUGUCUAUUCGUUCUUGCCAGGUUACGAUGAUGCUAUGAAUCAGUACAUUCUACUGAAAUUCCUAUCUUUGGUUCUAUUCCUUGACAAAUCAAAGCUUACUCGACUGAUCGACCACAAUCCGUGUCUAUUCAGAAAAGAGUCACGCAUCAAGUCAAGCCGAGACGUACUGAUUAAGUUUACCUGCCACAUUUUGGUUGGUGAGGGCGACAUCACGGUUGAUCUCAAUCGCAGGAAGUACACAGUGCCAUAUCACCAGAGUGUUGUUGAUGAGUAUGAUUUCUUGGUUUCUAAUCUUGCCACGGACCUUCGAAAUGGCAUCGUGCUUGUUCGUUUGGUAGAAAUCGUGACUAACGACUGGUCUCUUUCAAAACAAGUCAAAUUGCCAGUCGUCAAUAGGCAACAAAAAGUACACAAUGUGGAAGUUGCUCUGAAGUGCCUUAGAAACCACAAAGUUGAAAUUGGUCGAGUCAGCGCAGAGAACAUAGCAGAUGGCUACAGGGAAAGAACCAUUGAGCUACUGUGGAGAAUUAUUUUGCAUUGCAAGGUUUCUAUUUUGGUGAAUGAGGAGAAGCUAAAGGAUGAGAUACAAUACAUUAGAAAGCAAUAUGAAGUUCACCGUACCACACGUUUAUCAGAUGAUUGCGAUUUGACAGUCUAUUUCCAAUCAUCUAGACUUGAGCUUCUAUUGAAGUGGUGUCAGGUUAUCUGUCAGCAAUAUGGACUAAAAGUGAGUAACUUUACUUCUUCAUUCUCCGAUGGUCGUCCGUUUUGCUAUAUCAUUCAUCAUUAUUUUCCAUCGAUGAUAUCCCUGGAUGACAUAUCUUCUGAAGAAACAAUGACAAGCACAUCCGAGGAUGUAGAAAGUGAAGCAUUUCCGGAUGUGUGUGAUAAGGCAUGGUCAUAUACGUUCAGUCCAACCAUGGGCAAAGCUAAUCCCUUUCAUACCAGGAAGAUGUCGAUUGCAAGGGCAAACUUUGCCUUGGCUGCUAGAGCUAUGACCGACUUGGGUGCCAUUCCAGUGAUGAGCCCAUCUUACGACGAGCCACAUGACAAGCCAGAUGAACGCAUUAUGAUAACGUCUGUGGCAUAUUUGUACAAUCGUCUAAUCGAGUUAAAACAAGAAGUCAGAGCAGCAUCCAUCAUACAACGGGCAUGGAGACUCAAGAAUAAAGAAAAACAGAAAUUGGUAAAUGCUGCUAUCUGUAUUCAACGUUGCUGGAAGGGAUUCUUAGCAAGAAAAGCGUGCAAAAAGGUGACGCAAGCUGUUGUUACCCUUCAACGGGCUUUCCGUUUGUCGCAAAAUGCAAAGGGUGAACGACUGCGUUACAAAGCUGUCAUUUGUUUGCAAACGAAUGUGCGAUGUUGGCUUGCAUUUCGAGCAUUUAAUGCUCAGAAAAAUGCUGCUGUAACCAUUCAGACAGCAUUCAGAGCUUAUCAAAUGAAGAAAAAGUACAAUGAUUUGCGGUUGGCAGUUGUGGUUAUGCAGCAUCGUUAUCGACUAACUUGUUUGAUGAGACAGACAGUCAUUGAGUAUCGAGCCAUUCGUUCAGCUGCUGUGUGCAUCCAGGCUUUCACACGAGGAUGGUUAGUGAGAAAACUGUUUGUCAAGAAGCACCAGCAAGCGACUGUUGUUCAAAAAGUGUGGAGAGCAAGAUGCAAGCGGAACACAUACUUGGCCAUUCAGAGAGCAGCAUUGUGGAUGCAGAGACGAGUGCACGCUAAUCGACUUUGUCGUGACGAUCGUUUGAACUACCUGUUACAGAAGCGUGCUGCUAUCGUUGUCCAAAGUGUUUUUAGAAGGUGGCAUGUUAGGAAGGAGGUUGACGAAUGGCACAGCGCGGCUACGGUGAUUCAAACAGUCUGGAGAGCUCAUGUCAAUCGGCGACAAUUUGUUGCUUUGAAAGAGGCUGCUGUUGCACUUCAGAGGAAUGUUCGAUCCAAUCAGGAAUGUCGUCGUCAACAUAGAUUGUUUGUCUCACUUCGUAGAGCUGCAGUUGUUAUACAGAAUGCAUUCAGAGGAGCACAAGUUAGAAAGAGAGAGAGAGCAGCGACAACAAUUCAGACCUUAUGGAGAGCUUAUUCAGCCAGAUGUCGAUAUUGGGCAGUUAGGAACUUUAUAGUAAAACUGCAGAGACGUGUUCGAGCUGUUCAGGCUGGAAACAAGCAACAUCAAAUCUUCCUGGUGCAUCGACAGGCUGCUGUUACAGUUCAAAGUGCAUUCAGAGGCUGGAAGGCAAGACGACUGCUUCAUUUGCUGCACAAUUCUGCAGUAAUCAUUCAAGCAAGGUGGAGAUGCUAUACAACAAGACAUUCAUUUGUGGCAUUGAAACGAGCUGUGACCGCAAUACAAGUUCGAGUGAGGGCAAAUUGUCUUUGUCGCUCACAGAAAACUCAAUUUAAUUGUCUUCGUGAUGUCGUUAUUGGAAUGCAGAGUAGAGUGAGAGGAAAUGCAGUUAGAAGACAUAUGAGAUGUCAACAAAUUGCGGCUACAACAAUUCAAACUGCAUGGAGGGCACAUGCAGCAACAGAGUCAUUUAUGCGCUUGAAGGUUGCUAUUCUUACAAUGCAGAGAAGGUUUAGAGCUAAUCAAUUGUGUCAACAAGCUUGCAAUCAGUUUGCAAAUAUCAAGCAGUCGGUCAUUACAAUCCAAAGUGCAUACAGAGGCUGGCGGGUGAGGAAACAGAUGCAGAAUCAACAGGCAACUGCUGUGGUGAUACAAAGAGCUUGGAAGACACACUUGGUUCAAACAUCUUUUCUUCGCUUGAAGGCAACAACAGUGACAGUACAGAGACGAAUUCGAGCUGUUCAGACUGGAAACAAGCAACGUCAACUCUUCCUGGUGCAACGACAGGCUGCUGUUACAGUUCAAAGUGCAUUUAGAGGCUGGAAGGCAAGACGACUGAUUCAUUUUCUGCACCAAUCUGCAACGAUUGUUCAAGCAAGGUGGAGAUGCUAUACAGCAAGAUGUUCAUUUGUGGCAUUGAAACGAGCUGUGACCGCAAUACAAGUUCGAGUGAGGGCAAAUUGUCUUUGUCGCUCACAAAAAAUUCAAUUUAAUCGUCUUCGUGAUGUCGUUAUUGGAAUGCAGAGUAGAGUGAGAGGAAACGCAGUUAGAAGACAUAUGAGAUGUCAACAAAUUGCGGCUACAACAAUUCAAACUGCAUGGAGGGCUCAUGCAGCAACACAGUCAUUUAUGCGAUUGAAGGUUGCUAUUCUUACAAUGCAGAGAAGGUUUAGAGCUAAUCAAUUGUGUCAACAAGCUUGCAAUCAGUUUGCAAAUAUCAAGCAGUCGGUCAUUACAAUCCAAAGUGCAUACAGAGGCUGGCGGGUGAGGAAACAGAUGCAGAAUCAACAGGCAACUGCUGUGGUGAUACAAAGAGCUUGGAAGACACACUCGGUUCAAACAUCUUUUCUUCGCUUGAAGGCAACAACAGUGACAGUACAGAGACGAAUUCGAGCUGUUCAGACUGGAAACAAGCAACGUCAACUCUUCCUGGUGCAACGACAGGCUGCUGUUACAGUUCAAAGUGCAUUUAGAGGCUGGAAGGCAAGACGACUGAUUCAUUUUCUGCACCAAUCUGCAACGAUUGUUCAAGCAAGGUGGAGAUGCUAUACAACAAGACGUUCAUUUGUGGCAUUGAAACGAGCUGUGACCGCAAUACAAGUUCGAGUGAGGGCAAAUUGUCUUUGUCGCUCACAAAAAAUUCAAUUUAAUCGUCUUCGUGAUGUCGUUAUUGCAAUGCAGAGUAGAGUGAGAGGAAACGCAGUUAGAAGACACAUGAGAUGUCAACAAGUUGCGGUUACGACAAUUCAAACUGCAUGGAGGGCACAUGCAGCAAGACAGUCACUCGUACUCUUGAAGGUUGCUGUUCUUACAAUGCAAAGAAGGUUUAGAGCUAAUCAAUUGUGUCAACAAGUUUGCAAUCAGUUUGCAAAUAUCAAGCAGUCGGUCAUUACAAUCCAAAGUGCAUACAGAGGCUGGCGGGUGAGGAAACAGAUGCAGAAUCAACAGGCAGCUGCUGUGGUGAUACAAAGAGCUUGGAAGACACACUCGGUUCAAACAUCUUUUCUUUGCUUGAAGGCAGCAACAGUGACAGUACAAAGACGAGUUCGAGCUGUUCAGACUGGAAACAAGCAACGUCAACUCUUCCUGGUGCAACGACAGGCUGCUGUUACAGUUCAAAGUGCAUUUAGAGGCUGGAAGGCAAGACAACUGAUUCAUUUGCUGCACCAAUCUGCAACGAUUGUUCAAGCAAGGUGGAGAUGCUAUACAACAAGACAUUUAUUUGUGGCAUUGAAACGAUCUGUGACCGCAAUGCAAGUUCGAGUGAGGGCAAAUUGUCUUUGUCGCUCACAGAAACUUCAAUUUAACCAUCUUCGUGAUGUCGUUAUUGGAAUGCAGAGUAGAGUGAGAGGAAAUGCAGUUAGAAGACAUAUGAGAUGUCAGCAAAUCGCAGCUACAACAAUUCAAACUGCAUGGAGGGCACAUACAGCAAAACAGUCAUUUAUGCUCUUGAAGGUUGCCAUUCUCACAAUGCAAAGAAGGUUUAGAGCUAAUCAGUUGUGUCAAAAAGUGCACAAUCAGUUUGCAAAUAUCAAGCAGUCGGCCAUUACAAUCCAAAGUGCAUACAGAGGCUGGUGGGUGAGGAAACAGAUGCAGACUCAACAGGCAGCUGCCGUGGUGAUUCAAAGAGCUUGGAAAGCAGUUGCAGUUCGAACAUCAUUUGUUCGCUUGAAGGCAACAACUGUUGCAUUGCAGAGACGUAUUCGAGCUAUUCAGGCUGGAAACAAGCAACGUCAAAUCUUCUUACUAAAACAACAGGCUGCUGUUACAGUUCAAAGUGCAUUCAGAGGCUGGAAGGCAAGACAACUACUUCAUUUGCUGCACAAUUCUGCAGCAAUCAUUCAAGCAAGGUGGAGAUGCUAUACAACAAGACGUUCAUUUGUGACACUGAAACAAGCUGUGAGUGCAAUGCAAGUUUUAGUGAGGGCAAAUUGUCUUCGUCACUCACAGAAAACUCAAUUUAAUCGUCUUCGUGCUGUUGUUAUUGCAAUGCAGAGUAGAGUGAGAGGAAACGCAGUUAGAAGACAUAUGAGAUGUCAACAAAUCGCAGCUACAACAAUUCAAACUGCAUGGAGGGCACAUACAGCGAAACAGUCAUUCAUGCUGUUGAAGGUUGCUGUUCUCACAAUGCAGAGAAGGUUUAGAGCUAAUCAAUUGUGUUGCCAAGUUUACAAACAUUUUACAAAUAUCAAGCAGUCAGUCAUUACCAUCCAGAGCACAUACAGAGGCUGGAGGGUGAGGAAGCAGAUGCAGACUCAACAGGCAGCUGCCGUGAUGAUUCAAAGAGCUUGGAAGACAUAUUCGGUUCGAAAAUCUUUUCUCCGCUUGAAGGCAACAGCAGUAACAUUACAGAGAAGUAUUCGAGCUAACUGGUUAUGUUGUGAACAGCAGCGUCAGUACACACAACUCAAACAAGCAGCCAGUACCAUUCAGAGUGCAUUUCGAGGUUUCUUGGUCAGACAAGAAUUGAAGAAGAAGCACAGAGCAGCUGUUUUAGUACAAACUGCUUGGAGAGCUCAUAGAGAUCGGCAGAAGUUUGUUAACUUGAAACGAAUUACUACUUCACUUCAGAAUAUUAUCAAAGCCAAUCAGCAAUGCCGUCAUCAACGUCACUUGUUUGUUCAGCGUUGUAAGGCUACAGUUACUAUACAGAGUGCCUUUAGAGGAGCAAAAGUUAGAAAGGAACUUCAAAAGAAAGAGAGAGCAGCAAUAAUGAUUCAGACGUUGUGGAGAGGUUUUGCUGUGAGAUGUCAUUAUCAGUUAACUAAAGAAGUUGCUUUAUUUCUACAGAGUCGUAUCAGAGCAAUUCAGGUUGGCCACAAACAACGCCAGCACUUCUUGAUGCAAAAACAUGCUGCUGUUCGGAUUCAAUGUGUGUUUAAGGGCUGGAAAGCAAGGCAACAACUACAAGCUCAACACAAAGCAGCCACAGUCAUUCAAGCCUCGUGGAAAUGCCAUAAAAGAAGGAAAUCAUAUAUUGCCAUGAGAAAAGCUGUUGUUUCUAUGCAAGUUCAAGUGAGAGUAAAUCAACUCUGUCGACUGCAAAGGACACGGUUCAAUCACUUGCGUAAAGGCACAAUAAUGGUGCAAAGUAGAGCAAGAGGAAAUGCAGUAAGAUGGCAUUUGAGGUCUCAACAUAAAGCAGCCACAACAAUCCAAACUGUGUGGAGAUCAUAUUCGGCAAGACAUCAAUAUCAGACUAUGAAGAGAGCUACAAUACAAUUGCAGAGCAUUGUUCGAACCGUCCAGGCUGGGAGAAAACAACGAAAACUGAACUUGCUGCAGCAACAUUGUGCUCUUACAAUUCAGCGUUGCUUCAAGACAUGGAAGGCACGGAAGUCACACCUGCAUACAGCAACAACCACUACACAGGCUGCUUCUGAAGCUACACUUGCAGCUCAAACAAAUCUUGCUCUUGAGUGGCUCUUAACAACAAGAAGCAUGUCAAAAAUUCACGACGCCAUAACAGAUCUUCAGGUGGCUACGAGUCAAUCGCCCGAAUGUUGUGCAAAACUCAUCCGGGAAGGUGGUAUUCAUAUUAUGUUUGGGGUCAUGUCAAGAUGUAAUCGAAGCGUACCUAAUCAAGACAUAUUUUCGAAAGCCUGUAACAUUGUCCUCAAUGUUGCUAAGGUUUCUUCAAUAGCCGUGGCUCGACAACACGACUGUGUGAGAAAUAUAAUCCGAUUUCUAGACACGCGUCGACUGCACAGCGCCAUUUGCCCAACCCUCUGCAACUUAUUAGUACUGCUUAGUAGAAUACCCGAGUCCAAGACAGAGAUGAUUUUGGAACGAAACCGAAAAAAGAUUAUUGAGAUGCAUCACGACUUGGAAAGAAAGCUCACUCUACAGCAAGAGCGAAGCAGAGUUGCUAUGGUUGAUGUAAGUCACAGAAUUACGAGAUCGAUGCACAUGCAAGGAGGAGGGCUGCGGAUCUCAAACAUUGCACAAUGUUUUCAUGCCAUAAAACAACUAAUGAAAUCACUAGAUUUAAUGUAAACAUUUACUUGACUUUGAGGGACAACAAGUCAUAAUGAAGCGUAACUGUAACUUGUUGGGGACGGGGAGAAAUAAGGAUGUGUUACUGGGUUGCAUAUAAUGUUAUCAAGUCAAUCAUGAUUAGAUUCUAAAACUCGAGUUUGCCAAUGGCUGUACAUGUUGCAAUCCAUUCUUCUGUGAUUUCUUCAACGUUUAUCUCUGUAAACCAAAGAUCAUUUUGAGC
This is a messenger RNA of Corticium candelabrum, 8256 nucleotides long. RefSeq names its product abnormal spindle-like microcephaly-associated protein homolog. The coding region runs from base 66 to 8033 and encodes 2655 amino acids. The record is from RefSeq and is a predicted model, not a curated record. NCBI's taxonomy places the organism in Eukaryota, Metazoa, Porifera, Homoscleromorpha, Homosclerophorida, Plakinidae. Gene Ontology annotation, cellular component: spindle pole. The transcript has 21 exons. Gene Ontology annotation, molecular function: calmodulin binding. Gene Ontology annotation, biological process: spindle organization; establishment of meiotic spindle localization; mitotic cell cycle.